CCAGCAAGGUUAUGGCCCGAAGUGGUGCAGGGGCGGCGCCCGGGGAAGCGACUGGCAGAGCUGUGCGCACUGGGGGUGCUGCAGGCGCUGGGGAGAGUGUGGAGAGGCUGCGUGGAGCUGCGCGCUCGGGGUGGGGGCUGCACUCCCAAUGAAGCGCGUGAAGGGCAAGCGGUGAUGGGUUCUGCGCCAGUGGGGCUGGGAGCCUGUCCGGGGCUGUACAUGGGGCUGCGCGCAAGGUGAGGGCUGCGCAUGUGGGCUUGGGGCCUGCGCGCACCGGGGGCUGCAGGCGCUUGGGAGGGUGUGGGGGGCUGUGCGUGGGGCUGCCCUCACCGGAAGCUGCACGCUCGGGGAAGCGCAGAGGCGGGGGUGCUGCGCGCGCUGGGGAGCACGUGAGGGGACACUCAGGGACUGCCCGCGCGAAUGGCUUCCAACGCAUGCGCCCCACCCCACAUUUCACAGUCGCCAUGACGACCGGGAGGUCCGCAACGGCUGCGGGGACAAGUCCGUUGAGGCUGCCAGGCGAGUCAGGCCUUUCUGGACCUCGCCUGACUGGGCUGGGCUGUGCCUGAAAUUGACCCAGCUCCACCAUACUCCUUGAUUAUGAGAAAACAAGGAGUAAGCUCAAAGCGGCUGCAAUCUUCCGGCCGCAGCCAGUCUAAGGGGCGGCGCGGGGCCUCCCUCACCCGGGAGCCGGAGGUAGAGGAGGAGGUGGAAAAGUCGGCCCUAGGCGGCGGGAAACUGCCAAGGGGCGCCUGGAGGUCCUCCCCGGGGAGGAUCCAAAGUCUGAAAGAGCGAAAAGGCUUGGAGCUAGAGGUGGUGGCCAAGACCCUUCUUCUCGGCCCCUUCCAGUUCGUCCGUAAUUCCCUGGCGCAGCUCCGGGAAAAGGUGCAGGAACUGCAGGCGCGGCGGUUCUCCCGCAGAACCACUCUCGGCAUCGCCGUCUUUGUGGCAAUUUUACAUUGGUUACAUUUAGUAACACUUUUUGAAAACGAUCGUCAUUUCUCUCACCUGUCAUCUUUGGAACGGGAGAUGACUUUUCGCACUGAAAUGGGACUUUAUUAUUCAUACUUCAAGACCAUUAUUGAAGCACCUUCAUUUUUGGAAGGACUGUGGAUGAUUAUUAAUGACAGGCUUACUGAAUAUCCUCUUGUAAUUAAUGCAAUAAAACGCUUCCAUCUUUAUCCAGAGGUAAUCAUAGCCUCCUGGUAUUGCACAUUCAUGGGAAUAAUGAAUUUAUUUGGACUAGAAACUAAGACCUGCUGGAAUGUCACCAGAAUAGAACCUCUUAAUGAAGUUCAAAGCUGUGAAGGAUUGGGAGAUCCUGCUUGCUUUUAUGUUGGUGUAAUCUUUAUUUUAAAUGGGCUAAUGAUGGGAUUGUUCUUCAUGUAUGGAGCAUACCUGAGUGGGACUCAACUGGGAGGUCUUAUUACAGUACUGUGCUUCUUUUUCAACCAUGGAGAGGCCACUCGUGUGAUGUGGACACCACCUCUCCGUGAAAGUUUUUCCUAUCCUUUCCUUGUACUUCAGAUGUGUAUUUUAACUUUGAUUCUCAGGACCUCAAGCAAUGAUAGAAGGCCCUUCAUUGCACUCUGUCUUUCCAAUGUUGCUUUUAUGCUUCCCUGGCAAUUUGCUCAGUUUAUACUUUUUACACAGAUAGCAUCAUUAUUUCCCAUGUAUGUUGUGGGAUACAUUGAACCAAGCAAAUUUCAGAAGAUCAUUUAUAUGAACAUGAUUUCAGUUACCCUUAGUUUCAUUUUGAUGUUUGGAAAUUCAAUAUACUUAUCUUCUUAUUAUUCUUCAUCUUUGUUAAUGACGUGGGCAAUAAUUCUAAAGAGAAAUGAAAUUCAAAAACUAGGAGUAUCUAAACUCAACUUGUGGCUAAUUCAAGGUAGUGCCUGGUGGUGUGGAACAAUCAUUUUGAAAUUUCUGACAUCUAAAAUCUUAGGCGUUUCAGACCACGUUCGCCUGAGUGAUCUUAUAGCAGCCAGAAUCUUAAGGUAUACAGAUUUUGAUACUUUAAUAUACACCUGUGCUCCUGAAUUUGACUUCAUGGAAAAAGCGACUCCGCUGAGAUACACAAAGACAUUAUUGCUUCCAGUUGUUAUGGUGAUUACAUGUUUUAUCUUUAAAAAGACUGUUCGUGAUAUUUCGUAUGUUUUACCUACAAACAUUUAUCUAAGAAAACAGCUCCUUGAACACAGUGAGCUGGCUUUUCACACAUUGCAGUUGUUAGUGUUUACUGCCCUUGCCAUUUUAAUUAUGAGGCUAAAGAUGUUUUUGACACCGCACAUGUGUGUUAUGGCUUCCUUGAUAUGCUCUCGACAGCUCUUUGGCUGGCUUUUUCGCAGAGUUCGUUUUGAGAAGGUUAUCUUUGGCAUUCUAACAGUGAUGUCAAUACAAGGUUAUGCAAACCUCCGUAAUCAAUGGAGCAUAAUAGGAGAAUUUAAUAAUUUGCCUCAGGAAGAACUUUUACAGUGGAUCAAAUACAGUACCACAUCAGAUGCUGUCUUCGCAGGUGCCAUGCCUACAAUGGCAAGCAUCAAGCUGUCUACACUUCAUCCCAUUGUGAAUCAUCCACAUUACGAAGAUGCAGACUUGAGGGCUCGGACAAAAAUAGUUUAUUCUACAUAUAGUCGAAAAUCUGCCAAAGAAGUAAGAGAUAAAUUGUUGGAGUUACAUGUGAAUUAUUAUGUUUUAGAAGAGGCAUGGUGUGUUGUGAGAACUAAGCCUGGUUGCAGUAUGCUUGAAAUCUGGGAUGUGGAAGACCCUUCCAAUGCAGCUAACCCUCCCUUAUGUAGCGUCCUGCUCGAAGAUGCCAGGCCUUACUUCACCACAGUAUUUCAGAAUAGUGUGUACAGAGUAUUGAAGGUUAACUGAGAAGGAUACUACCCAUUAUACUAUGGCACAAUGCCGUGUGUCAAAAACAAUCACCCUUUGGCUUAUUCACAUUAAUAAAAAUCACAAGCUUUAAUAACAGACACCUAAAAAUAAGAUAAAAAUGGAUUGGAAAUUUUUCUGAUUACUAAAAGGUAAAUUACUUUUCUGUUCAUUGAAUGUCAGCCUUAUUAAGCUUGUCAUAUAAGUUAUUAAAUCAUUCAUGUCAUACUGCAUAAACAAAUGUUCAUUUCAGAAUUUUAAAGAGAAAUGUAUAUAAAAGAACAAUGAAUUUUAAUAAAUCAGGGGUACGUAAGUCCUUUUUCAUCCAACUAGGUGAAUUGCUUCAGAUUUUCUCUAGUACCAGAGUGUACCUGCUCAAACUCUUUGAACCACUUAAGGCAGAAGAAUGCAAGCUCUGAAAUGACAUCCUUAAAAUGCUGAUACUGGUCACAGCCUCUUUACCUCUGUGAGGAAAUUGUAACAGUGUGUCUUUUAAGGUGUUUUUAUUUUACCAGCCCUUAAGAAAGAUCUCUAAUACUUUUAAUACUUUUUUUUAUAAUUUCAAGUUGAAGUGUUUUUAAAAACACUUUGUUUUGUAAUGUUUUGAAUCUCUUGAGAUGUAUUUACUCCACUAGAUACAUAUUUGCCACUGGUUAGUUCUCCAUCUAAGCUCAAGAGGUUAUUCAUCUCUCUUUAGAUUCCAGUGGUUUUUCUUUUAACAUCCAGGUAAAAUAGAAACUGCUAUGGUGUACAACCAAGUUUUGGGGUUAAACAUAAUCAGAAAAGAAAAUCCAGUUAAAUUUAUGAAGUGAGAUUUUCAGAUCCUAGAUCUUGAAUAAAGGAAAUGUCUUUUCAUCUUGAUGGCCCCAAAGCUUGUUGGUCAUGGUCUUUAUUUCUGGCCACUGUCUGCUUAAAUAAUAUAUUUUUAAGCCCUCAUUUAUUUUUGGUUUUGGAUGAGGAAAGUCAUGUUUUCUAAGUCCUCUCCCCUAAUAAAACCUGCCCAACAAUAGUGCUUUGAAAAGUGGUAGUUAUCUUGAAGAUAUUCUUGCCAAAUGCAAAGAUAAACAUUCUUUUUGUCUGCUUUAUAAAUAUGAAAUAUGCCAGAUCUAUAGUAUUUUAAUGUGCAUCUACUUUAAAUGAGUCAUCUUGGGGUUUUUAUAAUUCCCUUAUGUUCUUGCCCCUCUACACUUGAAAUAACAAAAUGCCUUAAUUUUAUAGAUUAGUUCUCUUAUAGUAGACAGGCAGCUAUAUGCAGCAAAACCAAUAAAGUUAUUUUUCAACUUUCAUAGUUGUAAAAUAUUUUAUAACAGAAUACAAAACAGCUAAGAAAACAUGCCACAUUUUAUUUUAGCAUUUUCAAAUAAUUUGUUUUUGGUGUAAGCACAGGAUAAAAAAGGAGCGCAUCAAAGAAAAGAGACAUAACACCUAACAUUCAUAAAAAUUAACAAAGUAUAUUUUGGAUGAUGUUUUUACAGGAAAUAUUUUAAAUAAGUUGGUAGAAUUUUUAAAAUGGUACUGUAUUAGCUAAUAAAAUAUUCAGUACAAAUAUAUGUUUGGAUUUAUGCAUUAAAAAACUAAUAAAAUUAUUUCCAACUUU
Molecule: messenger RNA, 4474 nt
Organism: Gorilla gorilla gorilla (western lowland gorilla)
Lineage: Eukaryota; Metazoa; Chordata; Mammalia; Primates; Hominidae
Gene: DPY19L2
Product: dpy-19 like 2
Exons: 22
Coding region: 601-2877 (758 amino acids)
Biological process (GO): spermatid development
Cellular component (GO): nuclear inner membrane
Molecular function (GO): mannosyltransferase activity
Source: RefSeq, a predicted model, not a curated record